AUGUGUCCCCGGCAGUCCUAUAUGUCGACGGACUCUACGCCGAAGGCGACUUCCAAAAGGAAUACCAGGGCCUCGAGUGCACAUCCUAGGGGUUCCAAGGCGUCAGCAGAACCCGCUUCUUCCGAGAAGACGGGAGAAAACCAAGGGGAUCCACUGCAGGCUCCUGUGAAGCCAGCGGAGGACGCCCCUGAGCUGCCUAAACCGAGUCAGAUACCUUGGCAAACGAAGGUUGCCAAUUCUGUCAACUUGAUCGGGUACCUUGGGGCGCCUAUGCAGCUAGGCGUCUCUCCAGAUGGUGCCUACACGGCCGUCUCCAUCCUUAUUCACAAGAAGACUAAUGACCUUCCGCAGUUCUGGUUAGAUAUGCCCCUUUGAUUUUUUACGUCACUUUAAAUCGUUUUCUUUUUUUCGUAAAACUUGGUGUUCCUCUGUUCAUCUGCAUUCUGAUUUGGAGACCACACUCCGGAGCCUUUUUUUCAGUUCUUCUGUGCCUUCGAAUUAAAUUUCCCUGAUGCAAUUACUUUGUGGUGAACAUGAUUAUAGUUUGGACUUGGAGAAAGAAGAAUUUCAAAGGUUAGAGUAAUUGUGGAGUUUCUUUUGGUUAGAGUUGCCUGUUGAUUGUCUGGCUUAUUUUUUAGAUUUUUGAGCUAGAUGAUUGCCAUGGGUUUUUCUUCCAAAUGAAGUCUAUCCGUCUCACUCAUAUUUAUGAUUCGUUCAUGUCAGUGUUGGAUUCUGGAAAUCAAUCCAAUUAGUGAUAAGUUGCCUAAGACAAAGAUCAAGUCCACGACCUAAAUUUCACGUGCUACUUAAAUUUUAUUAUGCUCGGAAUAAAAUCUAUUAUUAUUAUUAUUUAUGGCAUCGCAGUCGGAAGUUGGUGAAAAAGGCUGAUUAUCUAUUUCGUUAGUUGGUGAUUUAUUGAUUACAUUUAGUUGUGAGAGGUUUCAUUAUUUAAAUCAUGAACUCAGGUAGGGAUGACUUUUGUUAAGUUGAUAAUCUUUUGUAGGAACGGUUGUUGUUUUCUUUUCUUUUCAGGUUUUUGUUUAUGUGUAUGUCUUUGGGGCUAGAAUCCCUGUCUUAGAAUUAUGCCGCCUGUGGAGGCAUUUCUAUUUUUAAACAAGUGCUCGGAAUUGGAUUUAAAAUGUAUUCUGAUAAUUAUUUAAUUAAAUUAUCCAUGCCUCUGUGUGCUUGUUGGUUUGCACAUGUUUGUGUAUUGAGCAUUGGGGGAUUUGACAAUUACUUGCCUUGUCCAUAUUGUCAGCCUCUUCUUGCUUGUUUCAUCAUCUGGUUGGUCUUCCAUUUUUGCUGCCAUAUAACUGGUCUGGAUUAAUAUUGUUCUAGGAUUCCGAUAGUCUUUCGAGGUGAUUUGGCUCAAAUUGCUGCAUGCAACUUGAGGGAAAAGGAUUACGUUUAUGUGACAGGACAGUUGACCGGACAACCAGAACCUGCGGAUAAUGACGCUGAAAGUAAAAUUCAGGUAUAUUUUUUUCUUCCAUAUGAUUCCCGUAUUCUAUUGUGUUUUUUGUACCAGCGUUUACAGAAAUCGUGACACGUAUUGAUAUUCAAUUUGCAACUACCAUAAUGACAAGUGAAACCCUUAAAAAAUCCAUUUUUCUCUUGUUCAUAUUUCUAGCAUCGUGCAAAGGCAUGAUGUGUUAUCGGAUUUUGAAACGCUGUUUGAACUAAAUAUUAGAUUUGUGUGCUCAUUUUAACUUAAAUAUUUGAAAUUGAUAUUUUACCCGUUAAAAAAUGUAAGAUCUCCUGGAGUACCAAUUAAUUUCGGUUCAUACCUUAAAGGUCAUCCAAGAAAUUCCGUAUCUUUUAAUCUCCAGUGGACACCUAUAUGAUUAUAAACAAUCUACAGAUCCUUUGCAUCUUGGACUUGCCAAGGGUCGAGGUGGAUAGCCUCAUUUUUUUUUUUACGAAGGCCUUUUUCAUUCAUUUUGAAUGUAUACUAAGAAUAGUUAUAUUUUUUUUCUAUAUAGCUUUAUUUUGUGAGCUAAAGCGAACUUUUUUAUAUUUUCUGUUGACAGUAACUUUUUACUGUAGGUUAUGGUUAACAGCAUCAGUUAUGUUCUUGAAUUACGCCCCGAGAAGAAACGUGAUAGUAGCAGUGAAGCCCCUGAUAGUUCUUUGGGUUUGUAUCGUACUUUCCCUUCUGUCUUACAGCAAUCUCAUUCUUUGUUAUGUGAUGAUUUCUGCUUUAUUUCUUGAAAGCAGCAGUAUAUGUUUCUUUACAUGCAAGAAUUAUUUUGAUUUUUUUCUUAUUAACCAGAUGGGAAUUCAUGAUAAAUGGGGAAAUUAGUGGAGAUAUAUUCAUACAUACAAAAAUUAAGUAAUUGCGUCAUCAAUGGUCUUAUGAACAAGAGAUCAAGAAGACAGAAGAAAAUGGAGGUGUAGUGCAGAAGGAAUGUUCAGUGCUAGCUUUUUUGGGUGAUUGCACUAAUUCUGGCCAGUAAAUGGAAUUCUGAAAAUUGGUAAAUAAAAAAGAAUUCUGGCCUUAAAUGGAAUUCUGGCCAGUAAAAUUGGUAAAGCAAGAGGACGGAGGAACCGUUUAUUGCAGGAGGCCAUUAAUGGAUUCAUCAACAAAGGAGAUUAGCUCGGGCAGGUAAGGCAGUCUUUAGAGGGUCCUUCUCACGAAUCGUAAGCCACUUUUUCCGUUUCACCCUAAAGGAUUCCGAUCUUUCUGUUUGGUGAGCAUUCCUAUGUUAUUGUAUUGCUGCAUAGUUGUUGUCAUACUACAUUCCCCAAGGAUCAGUGAUUCAGAUCUUUGAAAGUCAGCUGUUAUCAGUAUGGCCUGUAUGACGAAAUUCCAGCAAAGUUUCAAAAAUUUGCAACACUUGUCCAAUUAUUAUAUCUUUCAUUGAUCUACCAGCUUUAAUCUGAGAAAAUCAGUGGAUGUCCUAUUUUUGCUAUAUUUCUUUGUUGGUAUAUUCCUAAACCCAUCUCCUCUCAAUCAUACAGCAGAAUGCUCUUGUGAAUUAUGGCCAAUAAAAGGUACGUAAGUAUUGAUUUCAGAUCCAGAGGUUAAUCGUACUCUGGUAAUGAUAUCAUAUAUGAAAUGAUAAUAUUAGCGACUACUACUUUUAGAUCCAUCAUUCAAAAAACUCGAAUUCAGGUAACUAGAAAAAGAAAAUAGAUUUUUAUGUGACUAAUGUGAAUUUUCGGAUAAUUGUGUGAUUUGAUGUGAAUUUAUAUAAUUUUUAGAUUCAUGUUUUUGAGAUAAAAUGAAGAAAUUCAUUUAUAAAAUCACUAUCACUGUCAAUCUCAAAUAUUCUCAUUUUCAUUUCAAAAAUAUUGGAAAGACUGCCCCAAUUACUAAAAUGAGGCGCACUUAUUGCUUCACAGUAGCUCUCAUCUCCUUGGAUUAUGGAACGGUCUCAUUAGAUAUUGGAGAUAUUUCUUUCUGUCCUAGGCACUUCCUUUUUUCUUGGACUUGCGUUUAUAACUGCUUCCUUGGAGGUUAAACCUCAUCUGGUUCAUGUUUUCCAUUGCAGCUGAAGCAAAGGAGGAUCCCUCUGUGGCGCAACUAUGGAACGACCUUUUUGACAACCCGCAUAAAUGGUGGGACAACAGGCCAAAGGUUCCCACUGGUUCACUAACCUCUUCUUCUUGGGCUCCCCAUGGCGGUCCUCUUGCAUGAUCAGGCGCUCUCUUGCCCUUCUAAUGCUCGCAGGAUAACAAAAAGACUGGGAGAUUUAAACACAAAGAGAGCGGUCAAUCACUGGAGAUAAACCAAUCCACUCCUGCAUGGGUCUUACAGAAACUGGAUUCCCUCGUCUUCAGCCAGAGUGGGUGACUAGAAAUCCCGAGCUUUGCCGCCAUGGCUUCCCACUGAGUCCUCUGUCUCAUGUUCUCCAGCUGGUCGGAAGCAGUCGGGUGACUCUCUGGCGACGAUUUACUGGACCGACCUCGUGGAGAAUCCCCAGCAAUGGCGGGACAACAGAGAGGGUAAGCGGAGUGGGAAGGUGAGCCCCCUCCCCCCCCCCCCAGCUUGCCUCGGAAGUGGCAAUCAUUUGGCUGCUCCUAGUCUCACGGGUUGACUGACUCCACGCAGCUGAAGCCAAAGUUCCCUGACUUCUCUCACAAGGGCACGAAACAUGGGCUGUGGCUCAACUCGGCCCCGGAUUGGGUCUUGCCAAAACUGGAAGCUGCCGAGGCAAGCCCGAGAGGUCAUGGGCAGAUUGAAGGCAAGAAGGUCCGUACAGCUCCUGCUAAAAAAGGUGAGCCAAUUGCAAUUAAAUAUAGAAAUAAAUAUAUAUUUGUACCUGAUGGACUUCGGAUUUCAAAGAAAUCAUGCAGAAAAUUGAGUUAUCUCGUUUAUAAUUUGUCCCCCCUUAUGAGUUCCUUUCUUGGUAAAAACUGAUUUCCAAAAAUAACAGCUGGCAUAUUAGUCAACGCGAAGAUCAUGAAAAGUCAAUGAGCUGACUGUAUCACACUCCAAUCUCUGCCAUUACUAGCUUCUGAUAUUCAUCAUCAGGUGCAGAAUCGGAAGAAACCUGGAAGGACUUGGUGGAAAACCCGAAAAAAUGGUGGGACAAUAGAUCGACCAAGGUGAUCCUUCUAGUUCUCUUUUCCUCUUCUGGGUCAUCGUUCAUGAUCAUCAUGGCAAAUCUUGUGGCUCUAAUCAUCUUUAAUUUUAUAUCAUCAUUACAGAUCUUGUUGCUCAAAUUAAUUUCAAUUAAUUGGAUUAUUUAUCAAUGCAAUUUUUUCUCCUCCAACUAGCUUAACUUCGUCGGAUCAAGAUCUUAUGAUUCUACUCUACUUAAUGACGCUUCAUAUGAUCAUUGAAAAUCUUGCCGUUCUGAUUCACAUACACGGACGACGUGGCAUAAAAGGUUGACCUUUUUAUCUGACAUGGCUCGUAAACCUUUGACACAUCCCCCUGCUGAUGUGGCCAUGAAUCGUUGACAUUUUCUGCCAAUUAUUUUGAUAAUUUCUAAGUUACUCGAGAAAUACAGAGAAAUCUCUUCAUAAAUUUAUUGAAAAAAUCUAAGAAAAAUAUGGUUUUCAAAUUUAAACCUCAAGAUUAAUUUCCUGUUAUUGGAUCAUCGCGAAUCUUGUGGCUCUAAUUAAGUAGAGCUUUUAAUCUUUUCAGAUUAUGCUUCGGAUUAUGAUUAAAAAUCCUGUGGGUGCAGCUGAAACCAAACAUGCCGGACUUCAAGCACAAGGAGACCGGCGUAGCCUUGUGGCUCGGUUCCUCUACCCCCACAUGGGUUCGUGCCAAGCUUCCCUCCCCCAUGAGCUGA
This is a messenger RNA of Spirodela intermedia, 5246 nucleotides long. NCBI's taxonomy places the organism in Eukaryota, Viridiplantae, Streptophyta, Magnoliopsida, Alismatales, Araceae. The record is from the annotation of a GenBank genome assembly.